AUGGUUAAAAACUAUGGUUUCCUUGUCUGCAUUGUUGUCAUUGUGAUGGAUGUUGUUGCUGGCAUACUUGGAAUUCAAGCAGAAAUAGCUCAAAAUAAGGUGAAGGAUUUGAAGAUGUGGGUGCUUGUUUGUAGGGAUCCAAGCUAUCAAGCUUUCAAGCUAGGACUUAGUGCUUCCAUUCUCUUGGCCUUGGCUCAUGCAAUUGCUCACUUUCUUGGUGGUUGCAUUUGCACAAAGUCUAUAGAAGAGUACAAAAGAGCCACAUCCAAUAGACAAUUAGCAAUGGCUUUCCUCAUUCUCUCAUGGAUACUAUUAGGAGUUGAUUUCUCCAUGCUGAUCAUAGGCACAUUAGCCAACUCAAGAUCAAGAGAAUCGUGUGGGAUAUCAAAUCAUCGAUUUUUAUCUAUUGGAGGGGUUUUAUGUUUCGUUCACGGAUUGUUUACUGUUGCCUAUUUUGUUUCAGCAACGGCCACAAAAAGAGAAGAGUACAAGUGA
Vicia faba (fava bean) is the source of this 495-nucleotide messenger RNA. The record is from the annotation of a GenBank genome assembly. Lineage: Eukaryota; Viridiplantae; Streptophyta; Magnoliopsida; Fabales; Fabaceae.